Molecule: messenger RNA, 1161 nt
Organism: Mastomys coucha (southern multimammate mouse)
Lineage: Eukaryota; Metazoa; Chordata; Mammalia; Rodentia; Muridae
Exons: 4
Coding region: 124-1161 (345 amino acids)
Source: RefSeq, a predicted model, not a curated record
GCGUGCGCGGAGGGGAGCUCUUUCUCUCCGCAUUGUGCGGAGAGCAGGUGCUGUCUGCAUUACCAUACAGCUGAGCGCACAAAGAGCCACUGAUUCAGCCUCGCACAAUAACAGACUGCCUUAAUGACAGCCACGCGAACGACACACACCAAACUCACUUUUUACCAAGCAGAGGGAGGCCUGAGGGGAAUACCCAGGAGAGUGGGACCGGACACCAGUGAAGGUGGUGUGUUGGUUGAAAAUCUCCCGGGAGCGGUGAUCGUGGACAACACGGAGACUCUGCGGUGUCUGGGGGUGCCCGGCCGGGAUCGCGAGCCCAAUCCGCACUCUCCGAGGCUCAAUCGCCAGGCUCCACCAGAGUCCCGAGGACUGAACAAACGAGGAGAGCCAAGGCGGCCAGUGUUGGAGACGCCAGAGUCCGGAGGCCGCGUCCUGCGAGCGAGUCUAGCGGUGACCGCGAGUGGGAGGCGCAGGACGCCCAGCGUGCCUAGGGUCUUCGGGCCUGUGGCGGUGGGGCGGUGGGCGACGCGGCCUCAGCUCCAGCUCCCGGAGCAGAGCGAUUCGUCUCCGGGAACGUUUUGCAGGAAUGUAAAUGAGCGGGUUUUGCGCUGGGGGAGGGAGGCGAAGGGGCGAGGGCGGAGGCAGAGAGGACUAGGGGGCGGGGAGUGCAAGAGAUACCGGUCUCGAACACUCUGGGAGCGGCAGCCGCCGCCGAGUGACGCCUGGCCGGGAAACCAGGGCGCGCGCCGCAGUCCUUGCCACCACCGUUCCCACCGCGCCCCUCGGGGCCCCGGAUUAUCGCCUCACCGGUGGGAUUUCCAGACCGCCCGCUCUCUAAUAGGCCUGCGAAGGAAGCCACUGCAAGCUCUCUUGGGAAUUAAGCUGAACAUCUGGGCUCUCUUCCCUCUGUGUCUUCUCUCCUUUCUCCUCUUUCCCUCCGCGAAGAAGCUUAAGACAAAACCAGAAAGCCAGGCGACACUCACCUCUCCGUGGACUGAAAGCCAGAAGAAGAGGAAACCGAAAGUUGUCCUUUCUCAGUGCCUCGCAGAGCUCUUGUCAGGGACCUAUCUGAAGCACCGCACCCUCCUGAAGCGACCUGGCCCUGAUAUCACACCUGGAGCCGAAAGACGCCUUUCCGCCGGUGCUCCUCGGCUCACAUAG